Armigeres subalbatus is the source of this 2881-nucleotide messenger RNA. Its product is annotated as protein artichoke-like. The transcript is spliced from 2 exons. The record is from RefSeq and is a predicted model, not a curated record. Gene Ontology annotation, molecular function: protein binding. Lineage: Eukaryota; Metazoa; Arthropoda; Insecta; Diptera; Culicidae. Bases 141 to 2201 code for a protein of 686 amino acids.
UUGCCAUCAAGAACAAACUUUUUUUUUCGGUUUUUUCAGUUGAUUUUCUUGUACAUUGUACUGUGUUGUGUUCACGGAAGUUUAGCCAUCAUUGGAAGCAAACUGUUUUGGAAACGAAAUAUUGGAAAGCAUAGCUCAAGAUGAUGCGUCCUCCUUCAAUAUUGGCCAUCAUUGGUAUUUUCAUGUUGAGAAACACCUCGUCAUACAACAUCAUAGAAAGCAUCAAAACGGACAACCCCAUUACAGACGAAACAAUGUAUGCCAAAUAUCCAAACCUUCGCGAACUGGACAUGAGCAACCAGACAGAGUUUGAAUUUCCCAAAAAUCAAGUUUUGCUUUCACACGACGAAUUGUCCUCAUACAUAUGCAAUAGUUGUGGAGUACACUCCAUCUAUAAGUCAUCGCUGUCGAAAUUGCCCCAUCUAACGUCGCUAGAGUUGAGAAAAAAUUCUCUCGAAUACAUCCACCCCGAUUCAUUUGCCCACAACUCCCGGUUGGACAAAAUCGUGUUGGCUGACAACGAACUGAUCGCCUUUAACGAAGAAAGCAACCUACGACACAUAGACUCUCUUUCAAUAUUAGACUUAAGUCUAAACGUCAAACUGGAUCUUAAUCAAGUAAAGCUGAGAAGUGAAAGCAUAUCGAUUUUCCAUUGCGACAAUUGCAACACCUUCUAUCUGGAUCGAAACACGUUUGCCGGCAUGCCCAGGAUUUCGGAGAUCUCACUGAAGAAUAAUCCAAUCGAGCAAAUUAACAAUGACGCAAUAGAUUUCCUUAGCCAUAUGAAAUCCCUGAUACUCGAUGGUAACCGUCAGUUGAAGUUUUUAUACAUAACAUCCGGAUCACUGAAACGACUGAGCGUUCAAAACUGUUCAAUAGAAGGAGUUAUAUACACUGAAAAUCUUCCAGCUCUGGAGUCCCUGAAUGUUCGAGGAAAUCGAAUUACUCAUCUGGAAGAGCUACAACUACUGGAAGGCCAGAACUUCAAAACAAUACUAUUGGAUGAUAAUGAAAUCAGAAAGAUUCCUGAGCUUCUCAUAAAAUUGCCAAAAUUGGAACAGCUGUGCAUUGACCAAAACUUGUUGCAACCAUACGCACAUACACAAGAGGUGACUUUGAUGUAUAAAAUAAGACAUCUACGCAAGGACUGCUACUCCGACAAGGAUUUCUUUCAUCAAUUUGAGUACCUCCUGCCGAGUGAACACGGACGUGCAGUUUACAGAAAGAAACCCGAUCACCCUGUUACCAACAAUGGAAUCAUAGACUUAUCCAACAAGGACAUCGUUUUCAUCGAACUGGAUUACCUCGUCGACUAUCGCACUGCGAAGCAAUUGUUAUUUGACAAUAAUCAUAGGUUUAAUUUAAGAGAAGCGCAGAUUUUUCUAAUAAGUAAUUCAUUAGAAGUUUUAUCCAUGCAAAACUGCUCUAUAACUGCUUUAUACGACACCUCAUUUGCGAAACUACCUAGCUUGAAAAUCAUAUAUCUUCAAGAAAACAAUAUUAAGGCUCUGCAUGAAUCAUUUUUCAUAAACAAUCCAGCAGUAACCUUCAUUAACUUAUCGAACAAUGAGCUGGAGUUUGUAUCCCUCACUGCAUUUCAGCACCUCGAUAACUUGGAGACCCUCAAACUAGAUGGGAACAGAAACUUGGCUAGCUACAACAAAAAUUUUAUUCUAAGCAGGUCGUUGCGUUACUUGAGUUGUGCAUUCUGUGGAUUCACACUAUUGAAUAAUAAGACCUUUGCUUUGUUGCCAAAGCUACUAGAGUUGAAUCUUGAACACAACGCCAUAGAAAUCGUUGAAGCCGGCGGACUGCGUCACAUGCCACGACUGAAAUACCUCAACUUGAACAACAAUCCUCUGAAGUCGUUUAGCCCCUUUCCGGAACAACUAAGCCAUCUGCAAACACUUUGUCUGGGCAGUCAGACACUCGAUGGUACCACGCUGAACCGUUUAGAGGCCCAUAUCAGUCGAGUGACGGAAUUGGAAAAAGGUUGUAAAGACGACAAGUUAUCCGAAAAUUUAAGGAGAAGAAGCAACAGCAGAGCGUCUACAGAGGAAGAAACAGCACAAAAACCACGGAGAUUGACCCAAAUAUCGGAAGGUUUUGCUAACAAAGCUAGUCUUCUGUUGCUGGUAGCUUCCUCAAUCCCAGAAUUGUGGAAAUAUGUGCACGGUAUAGCAGCUAGAAUGUUUCUCUGAAUGUUUAUAGCAAAAGAAAUCUCCAUCAAAAUUAAUACCUGGAGCUUGUUUUAUCCUUUUCCUUUAAGUUAUUUACUUUCGCUGUUGUUCAGUUUAACAAUUUCUCUUGUUAUUUUUUUAGUAUUAAAGUUUGAUUGAAAUUUAAAUUUAGAAUGGUAGCUCUCGCAAAUGUACUUAGUACACUUAUCAUGUUUUGUUUGAAACUAUUUUUGUCUUUCUCGUAUAUUUUUUUUUGAUCUGCUGACAAAAAAAUGAUUCAAAUUUUGAGCGAUAAUGUGAUAUUAUGCAAAAGCAAAAGAAUUAAAUUGAAGGUUUUUAUUAGUCUUUUAAGGAACAUUUUUAAGGAAGAAGGGAAAACGCUAAAAUAAUUUUAUCUUUAUUUUACUGAAAUUGAGAUUUUUCUUAUUAAUUUUGUUUAGAGUUAUGAUGAAUCCAAUCACUACCAGUAGAAAUGAAAUGAGUAGAAAUGAUCGAUAAAGCCGAUAAACAAAUCAUUUGUAGAGUAUUGUAGAUAAUUUUUGUAGUCAAGAAUUUGAUUUGAAUGUUUAUGAGAUGAAUACUAAUUUAUCCCAUUUUAAAUUAAAAGAUUUUGUCCAAUGUUUUUUUAAUUUUUUUAUCACUGCAAUGCUAAUGAAAAAUUAUUAAAAAUUAUCUUUAUGACAAAAUUGUUUAGUAAAACA